This is a messenger RNA of Scedosporium apiospermum, 399 nucleotides long. RefSeq lists its product as uncharacterized. NCBI's taxonomy places the organism in Eukaryota, Fungi, Ascomycota, Sordariomycetes, Microascales, Microascaceae. The coding region runs from base 1 to 399 and encodes 132 amino acids. The transcript is spliced from 2 exons. The record is from RefSeq and is a predicted model, not a curated record.
AUGAGGUUCACCAGUGUCGCUUGCUUGACUCUCGCCGGUUUUGCCGCCGCCCAGGACAUCUCUUCCAUCAUUAGCAGCAUCGAGAGCGCCGCCACCAGCGUGAUCCAGUCCGUCACCAGCGUCAUCGGAACCGCGACCGAAACUACCCUUACUGGAACCGGAACCGAAACCACCCUGACCGAAACCGGAACCGAAACUACCCCCACUGGAACCGUCGUCACCGAGACCCCAACCGGCACCACCACUAUCAAGACCAGCCCCACUGGCACCGCUGGAGGAGCCGCGACCACCACUACCCGCAGAACCACCACGACCACCUCCAACCCUGGUUCUUACCAGACCGCUGCUGUCGGUCUUGGUGCUCUGUUCGGUGGUGCUGCCAUCAUGGUUAACCUCUAA